AGUCGGCGCAGGCGCACUGGGGCCGGCUAUUGUGUUAACCAUUAUUGUAGCGAAGCGGACGGGCUGCUGCCGGCCUCCUGUUCCCUCAACGCCCCGCAGUCCCGGGCCGGAGCCCCUCCAGCCCCGCUGAGUCCAGCGCAGGCAGGCAGGCAGGCAAGAUGCCGAUUAACAAAUCUGAGAAGUCGGACAAUUCUGAUAAUGUUAAGGUUGUUGUUCGCUGCCGGCCUUUCAAUGAACGGGAGAAAGCAAUGUGUUACAAGAUGGCAGUUAAUGUCGACGAAAUGCGAGGCACUAUUACUGUCCAUAAAACAGAUUCUUCCAAUGAACCUCCCAAGACAUUUACAUUUGAUACCGUUUUUGGACCAGAGAGCAAACAACUUGAUGUUUAUAAUUUAACAGCAAGGCCAAUUAUUGACUCUGUUCUAGAAGGUUAUAAUGGCACCAUUUUUGCUUAUGGACAAACCGGAACGGGGAAAACAUUUACUAUGGAAGGUGUCCGGGCUGUUCCAGAACUCAGGGGGAUCAUUCCAAAUUCUUUUGCUCAUAUUUUUGGCCACAUUGCAAAGGCAGAAGGUGAUACAAGGUUUUUGGUCAGAGUCUCUUACUUGGAAAUCUACAAUGAGGAAGUGCGAGACCUGCUGGGGAAGGAUCAGACACAGAGGCUGGAGGUUAAAGAACGACCUGAUGUGGGAGUCUAUAUCAAAGAUCUUUCAGCUUAUGUUGUAAACAAUGCGGAUGACAUGGACAGAAUUAUGACACUUGGUCACAAAAACCGUUCUGUUGGUGCCACUAAUAUGAAUGAGCACAGUUCCCGUUCCCAUGCUAUCUUUACAAUUACAAUUGAGUGCAGUGAGAAGGGUGUUGAUGGGAAUAUACAUGUGCGCAUGGGCAAACUGCACUUAGUAGACCUUGCGGGAUCAGAGAGGCAAGCAAAAACUGGAGCCACUGGGCAACGACUAAAGGAAGCUACCAAAAUCAACCUUUCCCUCUCUACCCUUGGGAAUGUCAUUUCUGCAUUAGUGGAUGGAAAGAGCACUCAUGUGCCUUACCGGAACUCUAAACUGACUCGACUGCUACAGGAUUCCCUUGGAGGCAACUCUAAAACUAUGAUGUGUGCAAACAUUGGUCCAGCAGACUACAAUUAUGAUGAGACUAUCAGCACUCUGCGAUAUGCCAACCGUGCCAAGAACAUCAAGAAUAAGGCUAGAAUUAAUGAAGAUCCAAAGGAUGCUUUGCUUCGCCAAUUUCAAAAAGAAAUUGAAGAACUUAAGAAAAAGUUGGAGGAAGGGGAAGAGAUCUCUGGCUCUGAGACGAGUGGCUCUGAAGAUGAUGAUGAAGAUGAUGAUGGGGAGAUUGGAGAAGAUGGAGAAAAGCGAAAGAAGCGAAGAGGCAGUAGCAGCAGCAGUAGUUCAGACUCUACAUGCUCUGUCAUAGAGAAACCUCUGGAUAAAUCCUUCACUAGAAAGAAGAAAGUUUCUCCUGACAAGAUGAUAGAGAUGCAAGCGAAGAUUGAUGAAGAAAGGAAGGCUCUUGAAACAAAGCUUGAUAUGGAAGAGGAAGAAAGAAACAAGGCCCGGGCAGAGCUGGAGAAGCGGGAGAAAGACCUGCUUAAAGCACAGCAAGAACAUCAGUCUCUUCUGGAGAAGUUGUCAGCCUUGGAAAAGAAAGUGAUCGUGGGAGGUGUGGACUUACUGGCAAAAGCAGAGGAGCAGGAGAAGCUUCUAGAAGAAUCCAACAUGGAGCUGGAAGAGCGUAGAAAAAGAGCAGAGCAGCUCCGGAGGGAGCUUGAAGAGAAAGAGCAAGAGCGUUUGGACAUUGAGGAAAAGUACACCAGCCUUCAGGAGGAAGCACAAGGGAAGACCAAGAAGCUGAAAAAAGUCUGGACAAUGCUAAUGGCAGCCAAGUCAGAGAUGGCAGAUUUGCAACAAGAACAUCAGAGAGAAAUUGAAGGCUUAUUGGAGAACAUUCGACAGCUCAGCAGGGAGCUUCGUCUUCAAAUGCUUAUCAUUGACAACUUUAUACCUCAGGAUUAUCAGGAAAUGAUAGAAAACUACGUUCACUGGAAUGAAGAUAUUGGAGAAUGGCAGCUGAAAUGUGUGGCAUAUACCGGAAAUAAUAUGAGAAAACAGACUCCCGUGCCAGAUAAAAAGGAAAAAGAUCCCUUUGAGGUGGACCUUUCCCAUGUAUAUCUAGCUUACACAGAAGAAAGCCUGAGACAGUCUUUGUUGAAACUAGAGAGACCAAGGACUUCCAAAGGCCGAUCAAGACCCAAAACUGGCAGAAGAAAACGUUCUGCCAAAUCAGGCGCUGUGAUCGAGUCAUUGCUCCAGUAGACUCUGACAGUGGUGGGACUGCAAUAAAGAUUAGCGUGUGGCUUAAUACUUGGCCCAAAUAUGCAGAUUCUUGUUUCUGGAGAUCGCAGAAGAGUUUUGAUGUUUGGUUGACACAGAAGUAGCUACAAAGGGCUACACUUGUGUCUUGGAGACAACAAGAAAUACAUUUGUUUCCCUUGA
Messenger RNA from Podarcis raffonei (Aeolian wall lizard), 2513 nucleotides. RefSeq names its product kinesin family member 3A (gene KIF3A). Gene Ontology annotation, biological process: microtubule-based movement. Lineage: Eukaryota; Metazoa; Chordata; Lepidosauria; Squamata; Lacertidae. The record is from RefSeq and is a predicted model, not a curated record. The transcript has 18 exons. The coding region runs from base 159 to 2333 and encodes 724 amino acids. Gene Ontology annotation, molecular function: microtubule binding; ATP binding; microtubule motor activity.